Messenger RNA from Leptinotarsa decemlineata (Colorado potato beetle), 3281 nucleotides. Its product is annotated as RING finger protein 207. Gene Ontology annotation, molecular function: Hsp70 protein binding; transmembrane transporter binding; zinc ion binding. The record is from RefSeq and is a predicted model, not a curated record. Gene Ontology annotation, cellular component: perinuclear region of cytoplasm. Lineage: Eukaryota; Metazoa; Arthropoda; Insecta; Coleoptera; Chrysomelidae.
UUGUGGUAACUGUCAAUGCUGUUCUUGACUCUUCUCAUUAUCCAAGUGUCAAGUUGUACUUUAAAUUUUUAAUAAUUUUAUAUAAUAGUUUUUCGGUAUUAUCUACUUCGUUAGUGCUUGCAAUCUAGAAAUGGAACCGCCAGGAAUGGAAAGUGGUUUGGAAUUUCCAAAAAAUCCAUUGCUUUGUCCUAUUUGUCAUGAUUAUUUCACAGAGCCAUGCAUUCUCAGUUGUUACCAUACUUUUUGUGCGAGGUGUUUGAGAGGACGAGAGCAAGAUCGUAGACUAGUUUGUCCGUUCUGCAGACAACCUACGAUGUUGAAAGAUGGGUCUAUGCUGCCCCCAGCUGACACAUUGAUGCGCCAGUUGAUUGACAUUGCGAAUAGUGAAAACCCUCCGUGUUCCAAUUGUGAUAAACGUGAUAGAGCAAAUAUGUAUUACUGCAAUACCUGUGGCCAAGCUUUGUGUUCACACUGCCGGGAUAAUACCCACAGAGCCAAAAUGUUUUCAACCCACGAAGUGGUCCAUAUGACAAAAUGCAUGAAAGAGCCCAAAAAGUGUCCUCAACAUGGUGAACAUUACAUAAUGUUUUCUCCAAUACAAAAUGCCAUGUUGUGUGUUAACUGCUUCAGAGAUUCACCUAAUGACAUUCGUGGGCAAUGUGUUGAUAUUGAGACAGCACAUGCUCAAGCUUCUAAACGUCUUGAGAGGGGACAAAAUGCAAUAAUGGAUCUGCAGACAUCAGUAAGAGAUGGCAUUAUAGCUCUAAAAGGGCUCAUGGAUGAGUUGAGAAGGAAUAUGGAUAGUGAGAAGCACACCAUAAACACAUUCUGCCAAGGAAUGCAGGAGGCGAUGGCCAAAACUCAUGCUACCAUGAUUAUGGAAGUGCAACGUCAAUUUGAGAGCAAAGAUCGAAUUUAUAGAAGUCAACUCAUAGUUCUUGGCACUGUUAUGCCAGUUCUUCAAUUGCACUUAGUACUAUGCACCACUUUCACUGCAGCAGCCAAUAAAUAUCAGUUUUUGGAGUUAUGCCCCUCUCUUAUCGAAAGACUUGCCGUAGUUGGGAACUUGAGCCAACCAGUGAGAUCUUUGCAAUCGUCACAGAUAAAAACUAACUAUCGUAGUGAGUUCGCUCAGUGUCUUGAACCUUGGAUUGGUCCUGCCGCUGUCAGUCAGCAUCAGACGGAAUUAGCUGCAGCUUCCAGAGUAUAUGACACUGCUCCCCCUACUACAAAAAAACAGCAAAGUGCCCUAAAAAACAAACUUCUUGAAGGAGAAAGCUCUUUCUCUUCCCACUGUCGAUCAUUUGAAUCUCAAAUAAGGGAACUAAACCAGCAAUUUAACUUGGUUAAAGAGAAAGUCGGAGAGCUUCACAAAGAUAUAUCUGCUUUGAGAAAGGCUCAGACACCACCGUUACUCUCCCGAUAUGAGGUGUUGAUUCGAGAGUGUUUGCAUUUGGAUCAGAACUUGGAAAGACAACAGCAAGAUCUUGAUAGAAUGGCCUCUGUGUUUGAUGCUUCAUGGGAAGAACAGCUGUGGAGAUUGAGAGUCGAACAGGAAGUUUUCAGCUGUCAAAGGGCUGAUGUCAAUACAUUGAGAAAUGAACUCAAGCACUUGAGUCAGUUAGCAACACAGUUGGAACCACUUAUAAAAAGUCUGACGCCUGCUCAGCAAGCUCAGAGUAGCCAUAGUGAAGCAGGCCAAGGUCAAAGUGAACAAGCUCAACAUCUGGCGGCACUUUUGGAGCACAUUGGUCUCCUGCAACAAUCCGAUGCUUCAUUAGGUAAAAUACCAAGAUCACGUAGCAAAGUACUUGGUCAAUUACUAGAAAAAGUCCGUCCUAAUAUACAAGAAAGGGAAAGAAGCAAGUCAGCAGCGGGACACACUGAAAAGUCAAUGUCAACUACACAAAUGCCGGGAACUAAAAAGACUUUUAUGGCUAGUCAGCAGCAAAAUAUUGAUCGAUUGGAGGCCCAUAUCAAGGAAAAAUUACAUGAUAUCAUAAAUAGAAGACAGAGUCAACCAACUUCAAAAUCCGAUACAGAAACUGACAGACAAUUGGGAAAAGAUGACCGAAAGUUGAGUAAAACAGACUUGGACUCAAUAGCAAAAUUAAGUGUGAAGCAGAGGAUCAUGCACAAGAAAAUAGGCAAGAGUUGUGAUAAAAUUAAUGCCACUAGCAAAUCGGAUGGUGAGAGUAGAAAAACUAAGUCUGAAUCAGAGUAUCAGAGAAUUUCUGAUGCCACUAGUCAAAAUAUUAAAACGUUGGCUCAUGAAACCAGGUCUAGUCCUAGUAGCCCAAAAUGCAAAAAUAAAGGAAAACUGCCAGUUAAGCAACAGAAGAAAAAGGUAUAUCCUUACAGUGAUGGCGAGGACAAUGUGUUUUACUCGAUGCACGAUUCUGCAGAUUCUUUGAGCACUUCAAGCCGACGUUCAAGCUUUGAAGGUCCCGAUAAAACCCUUGUGGUGUUUAUUAAUAGUCGAAACAAAAACAUGACGAUGGCUCAAAAGCAGAGGAGCUGGGAAACUUUUCCACCGAAACGCAGACACCAUGUUUGUCAAAAACUGUCGUCUCCAGCACCCAUGGCACCUUUGCGAAAGGCAGAUAGUUUUGAAGCGCAAGAAUCUGGCAUAAACACUUCGAAUACCAUUUUCGUUUAGAAUGAGAUCAACGAACUUCAAUGUUUUAUUGUUCAGGUCAUGAAGAAGCCGUUAAAAGUCUCGUGGCUGCUGUACAAGAAACGCGCAGGAAACCAAGAGGCGGCAAUUAACCGACAAAGAGCCAGGAUUGCCAAUACGAAUAUAAAGGAAUUUUAUUGUUUGCCUUUUAUGAGAGUAAUCGAGAUUGAGGUAGUAGAUAUUAUUAAUUAGUGUGAGGUGAAUGAAUUCAACUUCACUGCCGCAAGUUAUUGAUAAAAUGUAUUCGAGUCUUAAAUUCACUCAAAUAUGUUUUAUGGCAAUUUGAUAUAUAACUGUCGUAGAAAAUAUUCAAGGUUUCAUUCCAACUUUAUUUGGAAUUUUAUUCACUAUAAAUGCUGAAGAAUUGAUAAUGUUAAUAUGAUAUUCAUUGAUUUGAUUUUACAAUUUUGUGUUUGGUUUGUCCUAUAAAAUUCAUCCACCUUACAAAUUUUAUGGAGUAUAAAAAUAAUUAAUUGUUGGAAAACACUGAAUAAUAGAGAAUUUUAUCGAAAUUUGAUAAUUAAAGUUCUAGUGUAGGUGAUUGUUUCUUAAAAAUGUGCUCCUUGAAUUCAUGAUACGAAAAAAACUUAAAUUUUGAGGAAAA